Molecule: messenger RNA, 2176 nt
Organism: Scheffersomyces coipomensis
Lineage: Eukaryota; Fungi; Ascomycota; Pichiomycetes; Serinales; Debaryomycetaceae
Product: putative hexose transporter
Exons: 1
Coding region: 249-1889 (546 amino acids)
Biological process (GO): carbohydrate transport; transmembrane transport
Cellular component (GO): membrane
Molecular function (GO): carbohydrate:proton symporter activity
Source: RefSeq, a predicted model, not a curated record
AAAUUUAUUAUUUACUAUUCAGGUUAGGCAUAAUAUCUAAAAAUAAAAAUAAAAUCAAGUGUUUCGAUUAAUUUUUAGUAUAUAAAGACUUAAAUAAUCCUUGAAGUAUUAUCAACAUCUGAACAUUAUAUUUUUAGUAUCAUAUUAUAUUUUUAGUAAGUUUGGCUUCUAUUUCAUUUGAAAAUAUCUCUCACUGGUUGUUGUACAGAUAAGCAAAACUAAAUUCAACAGCUACAAAACUUGCAACUAUGUCGGACUCCAAGAUUGGUUAUACCAAGGAGCAAAAUGAUUCAAUUUCAAUAACUGAUAAGAUUCAAUUACAACAGGAGUUGUUGAACACUGAAUCUGUUGAUAACUAUCUUUAUCUUGAGAAGUCUUGGUGGAAUUACUCUCACUUUCGUUGGUUACAUUUCUACGUUUUUUUGAUUACCUUAACUUCUACUAGUAAUGGUUAUGAUGGUUCUAUGUUGAAUGGUUUUCAAUCGUUAGAAACUUGGAACAAACAUAUGGGUUACCCAGAGGGUUCUAUCUUAGGUGCCCUUUCUAAUGGUACGACUUUUGGUUCUAUUAUCGCCUUUGCUACUGCUUCCUAUCUUUCUGAUAAAUUUGGUAGAAAAUAUUGUAUUCUUGGUGGAUUAGUUGUGUGUGUAAUUGGUGCAAUUUUACAAGGUGCAUCUUACAACUAUGCUUUCUUUUUGAUUUCAAGAAUUAUCAUUGGUAUUGGGUUUUCAACAGCUAUGUGUUCAUCACCUUCAUUGAUUGCAGAAUUAUCUUACCCUCCAUACAGAGCUACUUGUACUGCUUGUUAUAAUACUUUGUGGUAUUUCGGAGCUAUUAUUGCUGCUUGGGUUACUUAUGGAACAAGAAACAUCGACGGUAAUGCAGCCUGGAGAGUUCCAUCUUAUUUACAAGGUUUCUUACCUCUUGUUCAACUUUCUUUUGUGUGGAUGGUUCCCGAAUCUCCAAGAUUUUUAAUCUCCAAAGGUAGAAACGAACAAGCAAGAAAAAUCUUACAUAAGUAUCAUACUGGUUCUUCUGACGACGAGAGAGCUCAUAGACUUGUUGACUUUGAAAUGAGAGAAAUCGAAGCAGCUCUUGAAUUAGAAAAGAUUUAUUCUACAUCUAGAUUCGUUGAUUUCAUUAAAAUUAAAACUUUUAGAAAAAGAUUAUUCUAUAUUUUAUUUACUGCUUGGAUUAUGCAACUUUCUGGAAAUGGUUUAGUCUCAUAUUAUUUGAAUAAGGUUUUAGAUUCCAUUGGAAUCACUAGUCCUACUAAGCAAUUACAAAUUAAUGGUUGUUUAAUGAUCUAUAAUUUUUUCAUUUCGAUCUUUGCUGCUUGUGUUGUUUACAAAUUCAAAAGAAGAACCGUAUUUUUGAGUUGUAUCUCUGGUAUGUUGCUUACUUAUAUCAUUUGGACAGCUCUAUCUGCAGUUAAUCAAAAAACUAAUUUUGAACAUAAAGGUUUGGCAAAUGGUGUCCUUGCUAUGAUUUUCCUUUACUAUCUUGCUUAUAAUUUUGGUGCAAAUGGUUUACCAUAUUUAUAUAUCACUGAAAUUUUACCAUAUUCCCAUAGAGCAAAGGGUAUUAAUCUUUUCCUGGUAGCUCAAAAUAUUAUUCUUGUCUAUAAUGGUUUUGUUAAUGCAGUUGCUAUGGAAGCUAUUGAAUGGAAGUAUUAUAUUGUCUACUGUUGUAUUCUUGCUUGUGAAUUAGUUAUUGUUUACUUCACUUAUGUUGAAACCUAUGGUCACACGUUAGAAGAGGUUGCAAGAGUAUUUGGAGACGAACCUACUACCCAUUUUCCUCAGGCUUCUUCCCAAGUUGAGAAAUUGGAAGUUGAACAUGCUGAGAACACUAGUGAUGGUUCUUCUAAACGUGUUCUUAACGUUUAAGUAUGAAGUUUUCAGUUAAUUGAUUUUGCUCUUCUUAUUCCUAUUCAUAUUGAUAUGAAUCUAUUAUUUCACAAGUAUGAGUUUAUUAAAGACUUGAUAUUCAGUCUGUUAGUUAGUUUUAGUUUUAUUAAUGUUAUUGAUUAAUAUUUUAUAAUUCCUUUAAUGUAUCUAACGUAGAAAUACAAUACUAUAGUAAUAUUAAUCUAUUAAGAUUGCUAUGAUUGCAAAACAUUUAAUGCGGUCGUGCGAAGGCGAUGAUUUCUGCUAACAAAAGAUCAUCAAAAAAA